AUGAUUGCCAGAAAUACUGCCCUCUGGCUUUUAGCCGUGAUGAGCACCAAUGUGCUGGCCCAGGAUGCAGAGGCUUGGUACAAAGCCCAUCCCGACAUGGCCCAUAUCAAGAGGGUGAAUCAGGACACGCAUCAAAUCGUGGAUGAGCAUGGCCGUACUCGGUUUUUCCAUGGGACAAAUGUUGUCAUGAAGGAAGCUCCGUGGUAUCGGCCAAUGGAUUGGACCCCCGGAGUCUCGACCUUUGGCGAACAAGAUGUCAAAAAUCUACAUGACAUGGGCGUCAAUGUUGUCCGCCUCGGACAUCACUGGGCAGGUGCUGAGCCAGCACGAGGUGAAUACAACCAAACAUUCUUGGACAUCAUGAAGCAGCAGACCAAGCUUGCAGAAGAGCAAGGCAUCUACGUGUUAGUGGAUGUCCAUCAAGACGUGCUGGCCAAGCAACUUUGCGGCCACGGCGUACCCGACUGGUUCGUCAAGAAAGACUGGAUUACAGGGUUCAGACGAUUUCCGUUCCCUCUCAAGCUCACAUCAUUUACUACGGAUAGCAAUGGCUUCCCCUCACCCGAAUCGCAAUGCAGCAGCAUUGACUGGUCGCUAAGUUACGCAACAGUUGCCGUCGGAAAUGCUUUCGGAAGACUGUAUGAUAAUUAUGAUGGCCUGGGAGACGCUUUUGCUGCGUAUUGGAAGAAACUGGCCUCGGAAUAUGCUGAAACCGCCAACAUCGUUGGAUAUAAUUUGCUGAAUGAGCCAUGGGCUGGAGAUACGUACAAAGACCCAACACUUCUGACGCCCGGCGUCGCCGACCACAAAGCUCUUGAGGGGCUCUGGAACCGUGCAGCGACACAAAUCAGGAGCGUGGACAACGACACAUUGAUUUGGUUCGAGGGCACCACCCUUGACGUGCUUUCAGGUUUCAACAACGUGCCACUUGGCGACGGCUCAAAGACGGUGCAUUCGUUCCAUUACUACCAUCCGCCGCAGCUCGGCACCAUCUCCGACACUCUUUACAACCGCCAAAAGGACAAUGUGCGUCUCAAAACUGCCGGUGUCCUGACGGAAGUGACGUUUUGGAUGGGCGACGACAAGCAAAUGAGUGCCAUGGCAGACGCCAUGACGGCCACCGACGACAACAUGGUUUCCUGGAUUGGCUGGGCGUACGAGAAUCUCUACAACGGAACUUCAGGGAAGCCCUAUCCUCAGCUGCAGCAGCACUACAGUCGCGCAUAUCCGGCGGCCAUCGCCGGUACACCAAGGUCUUUUGGCUUCGACGAGAGCUCCGGAACGUUCAAGCUGCAAUUUACGAGCGACCCGACCAUUGAUGCGCCUACGGAGAUUAUCCUGCCUGCGUCGACGUUCCCCAACGGGUACAACGUGCAGAUUUCUCCCGACGGCAGCUUGGUGCAGCAUUCGCGGGAUAAUCGCACUCUAGCUUUCUUCACCUCCAAAUCUCUUGCCUCGUCGACGUCUAUUUCUCUUACCGUCACCCGAAAGUAG
Akanthomyces muscarius is the source of this 1494-nucleotide messenger RNA. RefSeq lists its product as uncharacterized. Gene Ontology annotation, molecular function: hydrolase activity, hydrolyzing O-glycosyl compounds. Bases 1 to 1494 code for a protein of 497 amino acids. The record is from RefSeq and is a predicted model, not a curated record. NCBI's taxonomy places the organism in Eukaryota, Fungi, Ascomycota, Sordariomycetes, Hypocreales, Cordycipitaceae. The transcript has 2 exons.